AUGGCAUCUUGUUAUCGAGUCCUGAAGGCAUUAUGCAUCGUCUUAAACCUAGUCAUGUACACCCUUCUCUUGGUCAUGAAUUACGCGUCCAACAACAAAAGCGGAAUUCUAUUUGGAAACAAGUCCUUGGCGCAAAUGGCACGUAAAUACUACACAGAGUUUAAUCCAGCCCCGUGGGCUUUUGAGAUCUGGAAGCUGGUAAACGCAUGGACAUCAUUGUGGAUUCUCUACAGCUUAACCCACAUCCGAAGAAAUGUUCCGGACGUUUUAACUCCGCUUUUCUUUGUCUGUUUCACCAUGGCUUCCGUUUUUAACAUGGCUUGGACGCAGUUCACGAGCUGGGAUAUCAUAAAUCCCGCGACGGGGUUUGUUUUCGCAAUAUUGAUUUUCCUUUACGCCACCCUCUUCUGCAGCUACUCUGGUUUAUACAAGCAACGGUACUAUAUUCGACGUUCCGAGUUCUGGUUUAUACACCUCUUCCUUAACAACGGCAUCGCAGUGUAUGCGACCUGGGUGACCGUGGCUGCUCUUCGAAGCCUCGCACUAAACAUGACAUAUCGCCACGGAAUAAGGCAAGAAUAUGCCGUUACCACUGUUCUCGGAAUUCUCGCUCUUUGGAUGGUGAUAUUUUUUAUUUUAGAGAACACUCUUUUUAAAGAACACCUCCUUUACACUCUAACAGUUUAUCCUGUUUUAAUCUGGGCUUUUGUAACCAGCGUGAUUUUCAAUUUGAAACGUGUGAGUCGCACAAACAACGCCCUCAUGGAGGUUCUUCUGGCCGUGUCAUGCACGUUUUUCGUUGGGAAGAUCUUCCUCUUGAUUUGGAACGUUGUUCGAAGGAACAGAGAAAUACGGGCAGCCGCCGAUAUAACCAUGUCUGAAAUGCCCCAAACUGACCAACAGCACGAAAAGUACACGGAUAAAUCAGAGGGUAGAGAGGUCUUCGUCUAA
Messenger RNA from Porites lobata, 951 nucleotides. NCBI's taxonomy places the organism in Eukaryota, Metazoa, Cnidaria, Anthozoa, Scleractinia, Poritidae. The record is from the annotation of a GenBank genome assembly.